Erigeron canadensis is the source of this 453-nucleotide messenger RNA. Its product is annotated as probable receptor-like protein kinase At2g39360. NCBI's taxonomy places the organism in Eukaryota, Viridiplantae, Streptophyta, Magnoliopsida, Asterales, Asteraceae. The coding region runs from base 1 to 453 and encodes 150 amino acids. The transcript is spliced from 2 exons. Gene Ontology annotation, biological process: protein autophosphorylation. Gene Ontology annotation, cellular component: plasma membrane; plasmodesma. Gene Ontology annotation, molecular function: transmembrane receptor protein tyrosine kinase activity; ATP binding. The record is from RefSeq and is a predicted model, not a curated record.
AUGGCUCUUGUUUACGAAUAUAUGCCCCAAGGGAUGCUUGAAGAUCACCUGCAUAAGGCUGGUGAGACUAUACCUUGGUUACAAAGCCUCAAAAUUUGCAUUGGGUCAGCAAGAGGGUUGGACUACCUUAACACGGGUACAGGCACUCAACACAGAAUCAUACACCGUGAUGUAAAGAGCUCCAACAUUUUGUUGGAUAACAACUUUUCAGCAAAAUUUUCUGACUUUGGGCUAGGAAAAAUUGGCUCGACAAACCAAUCAGUGAUAUGUGGGAGAGAAGCCGUGGAUUCAAAACUUGAUCAAUAUCAAUGCGGUUUAGCACAAUGGGCUGAAGACCGUAUUAAACAAGGAAAACUCAACCAUAUUAUAGAUUCAAGAAUCUGGGGCAAAUCAAUAUCAAUGCGGUUUAGCACAAUGGGCUCAAGUACGUAUUGCAUGUCGCUGCUUACAUAA